Cucumis sativus (cucumber) is the source of this 883-nucleotide messenger RNA. RefSeq lists its product as uncharacterized. The record is from RefSeq and is a predicted model, not a curated record. The transcript is spliced from 3 exons. Bases 262 to 498 code for a protein of 78 amino acids. NCBI's taxonomy places the organism in Eukaryota, Viridiplantae, Streptophyta, Magnoliopsida, Cucurbitales, Cucurbitaceae.
UAUGUGUUAAUGUGAUGCUAUUUUCAGUGAGGACAUAAGAGUAAUUGAACAACUCUCUUCACCGUCUUCCUUACCCUCCGCCCCGCCGUGAACUUCUCACAAACUCCACUAUCAGAGCUGCUGCUACUUCUUCUUCUUCUUCACACAAAGAAACGGACGUGUUUCAGCAAUCAGAGCCUUGGAGAGGAAAAUUUUGACACCAGGGGUUAUUAAUAUCUAAGCUUUGAUUGUAAGUACUAGUUAUGAUUACAGAUCUAUACAAUGAAGAAAGGCUUGCACCCUCAAUUGCAGUAUGUAUCAUAUGUCACUCCGAGUGGCAGAUUGAUGAGUGCUAUGAUGACCAAAGCACACAAUGUCAGUAAAGUCUACCACCUCAGAGCAAAGCGCCAAAUGAUUGAAAGUAUUGGGCAGCUUGCCAAGUUCAGACGUCGUUAUGAGAUGGGGAAUGAUGAAAAUGCUGACAAUGCUGAAAAUGUUGAAAAUGCUGAAAAGAAGUGACCUUCAGUGCAGCUAAAGGAUCAGCUGUUUGCUUGGAUGGUUCAUUCUGAAUUCGUUUUGAGGGCAUGGCCUUGUGAGUGUUAAGCAUUUAAUGUUCGCUUCUUUCAAAAUCAACCCCUUUUCAGAGUCUAGUCUUUUACAGGACAGCGAGUUAUUUCUUAUUAUGGUUUUGAUGUGCUUUUACCAUUAGAAUGAUCUAAUCUGCAUUCCUAUUUUCUUUUGAUCAUUUUCCACCCUCUUCUCUUACUGGGAAGCCUAGAUUUAUGAAACAUCGAGGUGUUUGGCACACCGAUUUUCAUAACUAUAAGUUGUGUUAAAUAACUCAACUUCGAUAGCAUUUAUUAUUGAAGUUCACACAUUUAUAUAUGAACACCAUCUUCUCCUC